Lactuca sativa (garden lettuce) is the source of this 2096-nucleotide messenger RNA. RefSeq lists its product as uncharacterized. The record is from RefSeq and is a predicted model, not a curated record. NCBI's taxonomy places the organism in Eukaryota, Viridiplantae, Streptophyta, Magnoliopsida, Asterales, Asteraceae. Gene Ontology annotation, molecular function: protein binding.
AACUGAGCAGGUUUUUUGGCCCGUUGCCUACCCGGCCCGGUCGGUUCUCAAGCUUCUAAAAGAACGUCACCGAUGAUACUAAAAUUCGCGGACUGCCAUCGGUUUCAUCUUCCGGCGAACGGGACUACAAUUUAAUAGGUUUCCGGCGUUCUCCUGAGCCUUCGAUUGAUUAACCAGCAAAUGCAAAUUACGCCUAAAAUCGAUCUUGCCACCUUCGGUGAACUAAUUUCAGUAUGCAAUUAUGACGUUCUAUCAUUCAACCCUACAAAAUCUGCGAAACAGCAAAUUCUUCGAUUUGGGGUUUCAUUAAUUUGAUUCUUAUACGUUCUUCCUUUAUAGUAUUCAUUGCUUCUAUGUUCUUCGACUUAGGUUUUAGAGCAAUUCAACUGAAUAUGUGGUUGUCUUUGUGUCUAUAUAGUUUCUGAUUUAUACAUAUAGCUUGCUAUAAGGGUUUUAAGGUGAUGGAGACUGUACCUUUAAGGCACCCAUAUCAGACUAUCCCUUCAUCAUCGCAACCCUUGGCACACCAAAAACUUUCUCAACAUCAACAACCUGAGAAAUCCCAGAAACAUUUCCCAUCAUACCUUGAUGCAUAUGAUUUAUCGCCAAGAGCAAGAGCUAUUUGCGAAAUACUUGCUAGGGUUUUUCCGGCGGAGGUUGAAACCGCAUUAUCAGUGACAGGAAUGAACCUCGAGCCUGAAGUUGUACAAGAAGUGAUCAAGUUCUCGUAUGGAUGCCCUGAAGCUACCAUGAUAUUUUUCAAGUGGGUGGGUUUGAAGCAAAAACAUUCGCCUUUAACGUGGAAUUUGAUUGUUGAUUUGCUUGGGAAGAAUCAGAUGUUUGAGCGGAUGUGGGAAGCGAUUAGGUCAAUGACGCAAGAGGGUGUUGUAUCCAUAACUACAUUUGUUUCAGCUUUCAGGAGCUACUGUGAGGUUGGAAGGUUUAAUGAAGCUAUAAAGGCGUUUGAUGCGAUGGAAAAGUAUGGAAUUCAACCUGAUGUUGUGGCUCUCAACUCUCUUUUGAGUGCUAUAUGUCGUGAACAUUUCCAAACAGAAAUAGCAGCAGAGUUUUUCGAAAAAAUCAAGACUAAAAUCCCUCCUGAUGCAGAUUCUUUUGCGAUUUUGUUAGAAGGGUGGGAGAAAGAAGGGAAUGUGGCCAAGGCAAAAACGAUGUUUGCAGAGAUGGUGAUUCGUGUUGGUUGGAGCCCAGAAAACAUGUCAGCUUAUGUAUCUUUUUUGAACACUCUAAUUCAAGAUUCACAAGCUGAUGAAGCUCUGAAGUUUCUUCAUGUAAUGAAGGGAAAGAACUGCUUACCAGGUUUGAAAUUCUUCUCAAAUGCUCUUGAUGUUCUUAACAACCAGAACGAUUCUGCUCAUGCUUUAUCUCUAUGGGAAAUCAUGACAACGAAUGGGUUAAUCCCAAAUUUGGUUAUGUAUAAUUCCAUCAUCACUUUGCUUUGCAAAAAAGAUGAAAUCACCAACGCUUACCAACUGCUCGAUGAAAUGCCUUUCAAUGGAGUUUUCCCUAAUUCCCUAACCUACAACAUAAUUUUCGAAUGUCUGAUCAAGAACAAGAAGGUGAAGGAAACUGGGAACUUUUUCUUGGAGAUGAUAAAGAACGAACAGCCUCCAACCCCUUCAAAUUGUGCAUCUGCCAUAUCAAUGUUUUUUGAACUCGAUGAUCCUGAGAUGGGAUUUGAGAUUUGGUUUUAUAUGAUGAAAGAUGGUGUUUCGCCUCUUGAGGAUAGUGCUAAUGCUUUGCUGAUUGGGCUUGCUAGUAUGGGUAGGCUGACCGAAUUGAGAAGAUAUGUUGAACAAUUUUUUCUUAAAGGAAUCAAGAUUUAUGAAUCUACAAUGGGGAAGUUGAAGAUUGCUUUCCUUAAGGAGGGAAGAAAGGGAGUUAAUGUAUAUACUGAUCUUGAUUGGAAAUGGAGAUCUUCAUAGAAGUUUCUUUCUUUGUUAUUUUACUAGUUGUUUCAAGUCAUUUAGGGUUGUUUUUAUAAGAAUGGAAGAACUUGAAUCAUAAGUAGGAACUUCUUUCAUGGUUAGCUGCAAAUUUUCUUGAUUUAUGAAAAGGGAUAUGUUUUUCUAGUGACA